Molecule: messenger RNA, 9710 nt
Organism: Sceloporus undulatus (fence lizard)
Lineage: Eukaryota; Metazoa; Chordata; Lepidosauria; Squamata; Phrynosomatidae
Gene: TNRC6C
Product: trinucleotide repeat containing adaptor 6C
Biological process (GO): positive regulation of nuclear-transcribed mRNA poly(A) tail shortening; miRNA-mediated post-transcriptional gene silencing
Cellular component (GO): P-body; nucleoplasm
Molecular function (GO): RNA binding; protein binding
Source: RefSeq, a predicted model, not a curated record
CUGCCUUGCCUUGCCUUGCCUUGGCUGGGGCUCUUGUCAGUUAGCAACAAAAUGGCUGCGGUGGCAGCAGCAACAGCACCAGCUCUGCUCCUGAGGCGGCGGAGGACGGCGGCGGCGGCGGAGGAGGGGGCGGCAGAGGCGGCUUUGAGGAGUAGCAGUGGGGGGCUGUGCCGGCACCUUCACUGAGCCCAGCGCUGUUUCCGCCAGAGGCCCACCAACCGUCGUCGUCGUCCUUCUUCCCUCCUAUUUCUUCUUCUUCUCCUUCUUCUCAGGCGCCAUAAGUCCCCCUCUGGAUCCCUUUGGAUCGGCAGGGGAGCGGCGGAGGCGGCUGGGUUCCUAACUGGGUGGAUCCCCCUGAGGACUGGAGGGGACAACAGAGAGAAACUCAGCUACUGGAUCGUCCCGGGAUCCCCCUGCGAUCGAGGGAGCGCGCGAAGAGACCUAGUGGAUCCCCCUCUGGAAGAGAGAGAGAGACACACAGGGGGAGAUAGAGAGUCCAUCCUGGACCCUGGGAGGAGGAUCCCCUGGGAGAGGCACACACGACGGGUGGAUCGCUCCUGGAGAAGCUAGUGGAUCCCUGCGAGGCACACACAGCCUGCCUGGAUCCCUUUGGAUUUCCCUUUCCAGAGACUGUGUAAAUUGAUGCAUCUGGGAUGCCUCUGUGAGAGAGAGGGAGAGACUGCUCUGCUGUGGAUCCCCUUUUCCUUUUUAAAAACUCUUCCCCACCCCCUUUUUUCUAAUUCUGAUUCCCUGUUUUGUUGUGGAUGGGUUUCCGGCUUCCUCCGGUUUAAUUUGCACUUUUGAAAGCGGCUGUCUAGACUGCGACGAGGCAGACCUUUCCGAAAGCCCUGUUUUCUUCUGAUCAACCACAAAGCCCUCCCCUUUUAUUUUCCACACUCUGUAUAUCCUUUCUUUCUUUCUCUCUCUGUCGAUCCCUGAGCUUUGAAAAUAAAAAACCAACAACAACAAAUGCUGUGCAAAACUCUAGCUCUUGGACUCCUGUAACAACAACAACCGCUGGCUUUGCUUCUCCACUGGAAAUAAUAAUAAUAAUAACAAUUAAUAACAAUAAGGACCUAGCCUUGUUUUUGGAAUCGGGACCUGCCUCCUCUCUCUCUCUCUCUCUCUCUCUCUCUCUCUGCUGCACUUCACUCCUCCUCUGGGCUGGAAUCAAACUGGAGCUUGGAGCUCUUCCACUUGGAUGCUGUGGGUUCCUUGGCUCCUUCACCUUCCUGGCAGGGAGAAAGACCAAACACAAGAAGAGGAACAUUUGAUGGAAGAAAAGAAAAAGAAAAAGCAGGAAGAAAAGAAAAAGAAGGAAGGUGCUCAGAAAAAGGCUGCUGAACAAAAAACCAAAGUGCCAGAACCUAUUAAGACCAGUUUAAGCCAGCUCCAACCUGCCGGUACCAGUACCAGUACUUCCACCAGCACUAUUACUAACAAUAGCAAUGGCAAGCGUGCAUCUGCCAAUGGGCAGCAGCCAGCUGCAUCCCGAUACCUGCCUCGUGAGGUGCCUCCACGCUUCCGCCAACAAGAACAGAAGCAGCUCUUAAAGAGAGGCCAGCCUCUGCCUACUGGAACUCUGAUCAGCACGAGUCCAGGACAAGGUACUGGACAAGCAGGGACAAGUCCUCCUCCACAGCCAGGAGCAGGUGGACAUCACCACCCCAGCAAGACUCAGAACCCAGCAGACCUUGGUCACAGCGGAUUGGGAGACCAUUAUGAGAAUACUCACUGGGGACAGCAGCCCUCUUUCCGAAGUGAAACCAAUUGCAGCUGGGAUAAAGUGAUAAUAGACAGGACUGACAAGGAAGCGUGGCCUUCCAUUACAGGAACUGAGACUGAGUCUGCCUCAGAAUGUACUACAGACACUGACUCUGCCUCCAACUGUGGCUCAGAGAACAGUAGCAUGGCUACAGGGAGUGCCCAAGGCAACUUCACUGGACAUACAAAGAAACCUAAUGGCAAUAAUGGCACCAAUGGAGCACUCAUCCAAAGCACUUCUAACCAGAGUGCCCUUGGAGCUGGUGGAGCAAAUGGCAAUGGAAACUCAGCCAGAGUGUGGGGUGUUGCCACAGGUUCCAACUCUGGCUUAGCUCAUUGUUCUGCCAGUGGUGGGGAUGGAAAGAUGGACAACAUGAUUGGAGAUGGUAGAAGUCAGAAUUGCUGGGGUGCUUCCAACUCAAAUGCUGGCAUUAAUCUUAACCUUAACCCCAAUGCCAAUCCAGCUGCCUGGCCUGUACUCGGACAUGAAGGAACUGUGGGAGCAGGCAACUCUUCCAGUAUUUGCAGUCCAGUCAGUGCCAUAGGUCAGAACAUGGGCAACCAGAAUGGGAACCCAACAGGCACCUUAGGUGCUUGGGGAAACUUGUUGCCGCAAGAGAGCACAGAACCACAAACGUCCGCUUCUCAGAAUGUGUCUUUCAGCGUACAACCUCAGAACCUUAACACUGAUGGACCAAAUAACGCUAACCCCAUGAACUCUUCACCGAACCCUAUCAAUGCAAUGCAGACAAACGGACUGCCGAACUGGGGCAUGGCUGUUGGCAUGGGGGCCAUCAUCCCACCCCACCUGCAAAGCCUUCCUGGUGCUAAUGGGACAUCAGUUUCUCAAGUCAGUGGGGGAAGUGGAGAAGGAAUGGGCAAUUCAGUGUGGGGGAUAUCCCCAGGUAAUCCUGCCGCAGGAAACAGCAAUUCUGGGUUCAGUCAGGGGAAUGGAGACACUGUGAACUCAGCAUUAAGUGCUAAACAAAAUGGAUCCAGCAGUGCUGUGCAAAAGGAAGGAAAUGGAACAAGUGCAUGGGAUUCAGGACCUCCUACUGGUCCUGGGGUCUUAGCAUGGGGCAGGGGCAGUGGCAACGGUAGUGUUGGUAAUAUGCAUUCUGGUGCUUGGGGCCACCGCAGCACCAGCAAUGGUGUUAAUGGCGAAUGGAGCAAGCCCACAAACCAGCAUUCCAAUAAUGACAUCAAUGGGAAAGGAUCAACAGGGUGGGAUAGCUCUAGUGUUACCAGCCAGAAUACUGCCAUGCAGCAGGGCAAUGAACAAAUAAACUCUUGGGCCAAAGCUGCAGCAUCUGGCAACACAGGUAGUGAAGGAAGUAAUGAUAGCAAUGGGAGUCAGAAUGAAGGCAGCACUGGGAGGGAAGGAGCUGGAGAGGGCCGAAGAAGAGACAAGGGAAUGAUAGACCAAGGACAAGUCCAGUUGCCAAGGAGUGACCUUGACCCGAGGGUUCUGUCCAACACUGGAUGGGGACAGACUCCUGUAAAGCAAAACACUGCCUGGGAAUUUGAAGAAUCUCCAAGGUCUGAGCGAAAGAACGAUAAUGGAACUGAGGCCUGGGGUUGUGCAGCUACUCAGCCUUCAAAUUCGGGGGGCAAGAAUGAUGGGUCCAUCAUGAACAGUACAAAUACCUCUUCAGUAUCUGGGUGGGUCAGCUCUCCACCUACAACGGUUCCAACCAAUACAGGUUGGGGCGACAACAAUAACAAAGCGCCAAAUGGCCCUGGAGGAUGGGGAGAGCCGACAAAUUCUACUGCUGUCAAUAAUGCUGCUGCUGCCAAAAGUGGCCACACUUGGAGUGGGACCACAAAUCAGGAGGACAAGUCGCCUACUUGGGGUGAACCUCAGAAACCCAAAUCUCAAAACUGGGGAGAUGGUCAGAAAUCAAAUCCAGGCUGGAUUUCAGGGGGUGGAGAUUGGGUUGAUUCCUCAUCUGUCCCUGGACACUUGGGAGAUGGGAAAAAGAAUGUUUCUGGAUGGGAUGCUGACAAUAGAUCAGGGUCUGGUUGGAAUGAAACUACACGUUCUGGGACCAGUGGAUGGGGAAAUGGCACAAACAGCAAGGCUAAUACAGGUACAAGCUGGGGGGAAUCGUUAAAACCUGGUCCUCAACAGAAUUGGGCUUCUAAAUCCCAGGACAACAACAUGAGCAAUUGGGGAGGAGCUGCUUCUGUUAAACAGACUGGAUCAGGAUGGGUUGGUGGACCAGUACCAGCCAAACAGAAGGACAGUAGUGAAGCAACGGGGUGGGAAGAACCCUCUCCACCGUCCAUUCGGCGCAAGAUGGAGAUUGAUGAUGGUACCUCAGCUUGGGGUGACCCAAAUUACAAUAAUAACAAGACUGUAAAUAUGUGGGAUAGAAAUAAUCCUGUAAUCCAGAGCAGUACCACAACCACAACCACUUCCGCCACCAUUAUCAACGCAAACAUGGCUGAACCUCAGCCACCGCACCAGUCAAGUGCCCAGUCAAACCGGUCCCCACUGCUUGGUCCAGCAGGCUGGGGAGAGAUGCCUGCUGUCCAUGCAAAGCCUGAAGCUUCAUGGGGAGAGCCUUCCUCCCCUUCUGCUGCAGUUGAUAAUGGCACUUCAGCAUGGGGGAAGCCCCCCAGCAGUGGUACAGGGUGGGGAGAUAGUUCUGCUGAGUCAGCAGGGACAUAUGGAAGAGUGAGCGCACCAGCUGCUGCCCCAGCACUGUGCAAACCAGCUUCUAAAUCUUCUAUGCAAGAAGGCUGGGGCAGUGGUGGAGAUGAAGUAAAUCUCAGUACAAGUCAGUGGGAAGAUGAAGAAGGAGAUAUGUGGAAUAAUACUGCUUCGCAAGAGAGCAAUUCCUCUUGUAGCUCCUGGGGAAAUGCCCCAAAGAAAGGACUUCAAAAGGGCAUGAAGACAUCUAGUAAGCAAGAUGAGGCCUGGAUCAUGAACCGUCUGAUAAAACAGCUCACAGACAUGGGCUUCCCAAGAGAGCCAGCAGAAGAGGCCUUGAAGAGUAACAGUAUGAAUCUAGAUCAGGCCAUGAGUGCUCUGCUGGAAAAGAAGGUGGAAAUGGACAAGCGUGGAAUGGGAGUGGCUGACUACAAUGGAAUGGUCACCAAACCCCUUGGCUGCCGCCCACCACCAAUCUCCAAAGAGUCUUCCAUGGACCGCCCCACUUUCCUUGACAAGGAUGGCGGCCUAGUGGAAGAGCCCACUACUUCACCAUUUUUGCCUUCACCAAGCCUGAAGCUCCCCCUUUCAAACAGUGCACUCCCUAAUCAGACCCUGGGUGGGAUUGCCUCAGGGCUGGGCAUGCAAAACUUGAAUUCUUCUAGACAGAUACCGAGUGGCAAUCUGGGUAUGUUUGGCAAUAGCGGAGCAGCACAAGCCAGGACCAUGCAACAGCCGCAGCAACCGCCAGUGCAACCUCUUAACUCAUCCCAGCCUAGUCUUCGUGCUCAAGUGCCUCAGUUUCUCUCCCCUCAGGUUCAAGCACAGCUUUUGCAGUUUGCAGCAAAAAACAUUGGUCUCAAUCCUGCACUAUUAACCUCGCCAAUUAAUCCUCAGCAUAUGACGAUGUUGAACCAGCUAUAUCAGCUGCAGCUGGCGUACCAACGUUUACAAAUCCAGCAGCAGAUGUUACAGGCUCAGCGUAAUGUUUCCGGACCCAUCAGACAACAGGAGCAGCAAGUUGCACGUACAAUCAAUAACAUGCAGCAGCAGAUCCAGCAGCACCAGCGCCAGCUGGCCCAGGCCCUGCUUAUGAAGCAGCAGCCACCCCCUCCGCCCCCUCCGCAUCUAUCUUUGCACCCCUCUGCAGGCAAAUCAGCCAUGGAUAACUUUUCACCCCAUCCCCAGGCUCCUGGCCUUUCUGACCUGCAGACCAAAGAGCAACAGUCUUCACCGAACACCUUUGCUCCUUACCCCCUUGCUGGACUGAACCCAAACAUGAAUGUAAACAGCAUGGACAUUCCUGGUGGUUUGUCAGUGAAGGAUACUUCUCAGUCCCAAUCUCGCCUUCCUCAGUGGACACACCCCAACUCAAUGGAUAAUCUCUCCAGUGCUGCUUCUCCACUUGACCAGAACCCUAGCAAGCACGGUGCUAUCCCUGGAGGUCUGAGCAUUGGUCCUCCAGGAAAGUCCUCCAUUGAAGACUCUUAUGGGCGGUAUGAUCUGAUUCAAAAUAACGAGUCACCAGCCAGUCCUCCUGUAGCCGUUCCUCACAGCUGGUCACGUGCCAAAUCUGAUAGUGAUAAAAUCUCUAAUGGCUCCAGCAUCAACUGGCCACCAGAAUUUCAUCCUGGAGUACCAUGGAAAGGAUUGCAGAACAUUGACCCUGAGAACGAUCCUGAUGUUACGCCUGGAAGUGUUCCAACAGGGCCGACUAUUAACACCACCAUACAGGAUGUUAAUCGUUAUCUACUUAAGAGUGGAGGUAAAUUGUCAGAUAUCAAGUCAACGUGGUCCUCUGGCCCAAUUUCUCACACACAAGCCUCUCUGUCACAUGAACUGUGGAAGGUACCCAGAAACACUACUGCUCCUACAAGACCACCUCCAGGCUUAACAAACACCAAGCCAUCAUCUACCUGGGGUGCCAGCCCACUGGGUUGGACCAGCUCUUACUCCUCUGGCUCAGCCUGGAGUACUGACAGCUCAGGAAGAACAAGUAGCUGGCUGGUCCUUCGUAACCUCACACCCCAGAUUGAUGGAUCUACACUGCGUACCCUGUGCUUGCAACAUGGUCCUCUUAUUACAUUCCAUCUGAACCUGACUCAAGGGAAUGCUGUGGUCCGAUACAGUUCCAAGGAAGAAGCAGCGAAGGCCCAGAAGUCUCUGCAUAUGUGUGUUUUGGGGAACACUACCAUCUUGGCCGAGUUUGCUGGAGAAGAAGAAGUGAACCGUUUUUUAGCACAAGGCCAGCCACUGCCCCCCACCUCCAGUUGGCAGUCCAACACUGGAACCACUCAGACACGUUUGGGCUCCACAAGCAGCUCACAUGGCAUGGUGCGCAACGAAACAGGCCACUGGAAUGCCCCUUGCCUAGGUGGGAAAGGGAGCAGCGAUCUGCUCUGGGGCGGGGUCCCCCAGUACUCAAGCAGCCUUUGGGGUCCACCCAGUACCGAUGACGGCAGGGUGAUUGGAAGCCCAACGCCUUUGAAUACUCUGCUCCCAGGUGACCUUCUGAGCGGGGAGUCCAUCUAGGACACCAGAGAAACAAAUGGAAGCAACAAUCAUCAGCACUAAAGAAAAAUAUAUAUAAUGGUAACCCUUUCCAGUCCAGGGCAUCACGAAGAAUCCAGCUUUAAUAGAUCAGACUGGCAGCCCUUUUUAGUACCUCUGUCCAAUAUUGACUAUGAAACUCUGCUGAAGUCCUUGUGAACUGUUAGUGCAACAGUAUGGGCUCACUUUGGUCAGUGUCACGUGCUAAUGAUAGGUUUUGUGUGGAUUUUUUUUUCCCAAUGGCUUUUUAAUUUUUGUUUUUAUGUUUGUAUGGUGUUUUUAAAGACGUAUAAAAGCUGCUUAGACUAGUUCUAUCAUGAAGGGCACUUUUCAGAAUUUGGGCUGGAAAGGGUUAUUUUAUCAACUUUGGGAGUGGGGGAGGGAUGACGGGGGGGGUGGGGGGGAAUGUGAGAAAGCCUAUUUAAAAUGAGCCUGUGAUAAUUAUGCACAUUACCAGAGGCGGACCCAGUAAUCAGUAGGUGGUGGCGUCUGACCAGCCCGUCCACAGCAUGGGGGAACAAAGCUUAUGCCCUCAGCUGUACGACUUGGAUUGAGAGGUGGGAUGAAAUAUCCAUGCCCGCUACUCCCAUGGGUCUUGCCUAUGCACAUUACACUUGUUUCAUUACUUUGUGUGUCAUUUUUUUGAUUCCCCCCCCCAAAAAAAAUAGUAGAAAGGUUUUUGAAAACACAACACACACAUGCACACACACACACACAUAUCAAACAUGCAACUAUACUUGAAUCCAGCAGGCCAAUAACAAAAUGUGAACACUUUCUAUUAUGACACUUCCAGGUCAGCAUCAGAAAACAAACAGGCUCUAGAAUAUAUAUAUUUUUGGUUACUUUUUUUCUUAUACGUAUGCAUUGGGGAAAAGAUGGAGUGAUUGUGAGUGUAUGGAUGCGUGUGUGGACGUCAGUCGUACAACUUAACAAAUUGUGUGACCUUUAUCUUUUUUGUUUAUUUCUUUCUUCCCCCCCCCCACUAUAUGCUUUUGAUUUGCUCAUUGGUCAAAUGUUUAAUUGUUAUUAGCUUCUAACUUUGCACUGAGUGUCCACAGCCCUUCUUGUAGCUAAUCCUUGUUUUUAAGAAAAAAAAAUUGGAAAAAAAACUGAUAGGAGGGGCUGGCGACAAUUCAUGUGUAAAUGUUUACUCAAGGACUCUUACCGCAUUAAAAAAAAAUACAGUGUGUAUCUCUGGAGAAUAAUAUGUAUAUCUACCUUUAGCAGCUUUUUAUUGUGGACUAAUGCAAGGAAAUAAUUACCGGAGUAUUGCACCAUUUUUUCCCAUUCGGAAUAUAAAGUUUUAAAAAAAAAGGAAAAAAAACUCUUGAUGAACUGUGGCCAUAAAUACUUGUAAAGAGUGGAUGGUUCCCUGCAAGCCGGAACGCAAACAAGCACUUGGACAUAGGUUUUGACUGCUUUUGGAGGAGCCUAUGGUUUCAGCUCCCACCUGUUUACAGACCUUUUUUUUUCCUCCUUCAAACUUUAAAAUAAAAAAAGGAAUUGAAAAAAAAGAAAAAAAUAGACUUCCAUCAUAAAGAAACCUAUUUUCAGAAUGAAGAUAUGCUACUUCAGAGCUCUGGGAUUGAACAGUGUUUGUUGUUAUUGUUGUUGUUGUUGUUUAUCCUUUUCUUUGGCCAUUGCUGUGUACUCUUUUUUUGUUGUUGUUGUUGUUGUUUUCCUCCUCUUCGUCAGAAUGGCGAAAAAUAUUGUGAUCACUAUCUUGCACAUGGUGGAAGAUGUCUCAGGAAAGCCGGGUUUCCCGAGGAGCAACUCCACACCAUUUCAUGUAUUUUUUAAACCCAACUCCUAGCACUGAAGAUAUUAUUAAAAAACAAAAUGAAAAAAAAGUUAAAAAGACAGUAAGAGAAGAAGAAAAAUACCUAAUCUAAUGUGUAGCAGUUACAUAUUUACCAAAUAAUGGACUCAAAAGAAAUAGAUGUUUGAAGAGUGCUUUAUAUAUUAAAAAAAAAUUGCUUUAUGUUUAAAAAUGAUCAAUGUUUUUGAUUGUUUUGAAAGGAAGAAAGACAAUGGAAUAACAUACCCUUUGAGUAUGUUUUUAAAAAUUAUAUGAACAUUGUGCUCCCUGACUACUUGGAUCAGGAAACUUGUGCAUUACAUUUUGUUUUGUUUUGUUAAAGAUUAGCUUUUUAAUGGUUUUGUCCAAUUAAAAAGGGUCCUGCAAGAUUGCAAAUCAACAAAAGCUGGUUUUCUAGAGGAUCAUGAACUAUGCACAGAUUGGGUUCCAGACUUGUGUUUUCUCAAGUUUUCGUAGUGUAUUUAGCUGAAUACCCUUUUCUCAGAGUGAUUGCAUCUCAUUCUCAUUACACGCACUCUACAUAUGUAUUGUGUAUAUAUCUCUCUCUUAAUACACACACACACACACACAUUAUAUUUAUAUAUAAAAUACAUAUGUGCCUAUGUGCGGAUUGAAAUAGUCAAAACAAUUUUCCAUGCUAAAGUUUAGUAAUGAGCUGUAGAAAAAUAACUCCAAAUCAGUUAAAAUUGGGGAUGGACAUUUUUUAAGAAAACUGUUGAUUUUUAAAAAAAAAUUUGUUGGCCUUUCAUUUUGAAUUCAAGAUGUCUGUAACUCUGAGAUGAAAAGAUUAAAAAGUUUGUGGCUUUUAAUGUUAUUUCUCCUCAUAGAAUGUGAUUGUUAAAAACAUGCACCAGAAGUUGCUUUCAAGAGUACGAAGAUUCUUUGAAACUUAAUAAACUGCAGUUUUUCUUGGCUGUUAAA